AUGAAGUUGACAAAAUCUCCUUCGCUAGCAGUGGCUGGGGAGUCAUCUACAAAGUUCAUUGGCCGUCUAUCUGAGAGCGCUGCCAUAUAUGGAAAGACUUUCAGACUUGUUAAUCUGUCUCGCAAGGAAUUGCAGGUUUCUCUUUCGACAGUCGAUUGGCCAACUGGAGUUGAACUAUUGUACCCUGAAACUGUGAGCGCUAUCGCAGCUGGGCAAACGCUCGAUAUCCCAGUAACGGUCAGCAGCUGUUUCAAUGCUAAGAAUUCGGAAUGUCUCCACUUACGUCUGCUUCAUCGGAAUGUCCCUAUGUCUCACUUAUUAUCUUUUAAGGUUAAUCCUUCAAAGGAACAUUUCGAAGGACCACUGUUAACGGAGCUUUACGAACCAGGCGAUGUACUCCUACUUACAAAACUUCGCAAACCGCUUAAUGAAGCCCGUACUUUGAAGAAGAGUGAAAGUUUGGAAAUGAAGGAAACCCCGGAAGAAACCGUCAGUACAGUGGUAAACAUGUUGAAGGACGAGGUUGAGUGCCUUUGUAGCGUGCUGCUUACAGAUGCCAAUGUCCAGGAAAAAGCAUUUAUCAGCCAGCUGCAAGCUGCUCAGAUCCUUGAUUCAUCCAAUUACACUGACAGAGAGAUAGAGGAAAAUCUCAUUGACAGCGUCCAUACUGCUAUCGAUGGCAACGGAGAUAUUGUAUGUUAUAUUCACAGCCAAUCAUUUUAA
Strongylus vulgaris is the source of this 723-nucleotide messenger RNA. Lineage: Eukaryota; Metazoa; Nematoda; Chromadorea; Rhabditida; Strongylidae. The record is from the annotation of a GenBank genome assembly.